This is a messenger RNA of Ilex paraguariensis (yerba mate), 1197 nucleotides long. NCBI's taxonomy places the organism in Eukaryota, Viridiplantae, Streptophyta, Magnoliopsida, Aquifoliales, Aquifoliaceae. The record is from the annotation of a GenBank genome assembly.
AUGGCGUCCCUUGCUCUCACUUCGCCUCUCAGCUUAGGAGGGUUCCGAUCACUCCCAACAUAUAGACCCCGUCCGUCCAAAUCAUCCCCACCGUUGAAUGACCUCCACUCCACUCCCAGAUCCAACGGUCACCACCGAUUCUGCUCACUAAACCCAACUCCUCUUCCCUUACCUCCACUUGAACGGAACAGAAUUAACUAUGUUAAUUUGAACAAUUUACUACACCGCCGUCGAGACCUUGCUGUAAAGGCCUCCGCCGCUGGUGGUGCCGCCACGGCUGCGCCACAAGCCCCGCAACCAUGGCAAGGGGCCGCAAUGCAACCCUUACUAGCCUCGAUAGCCACCGGAGUAAUUCUAUGGCUAAUUCCGGCUCCGGCUGGUGUGACUCGCAAUGCAUGGCAGCUUCUGUCGAUUUUUCUAGCCACAAUCAUCGGAAUUAUAACCCAACCUCUGCCCCUCGGUGCCGUGGCGUUGAUGGGAUUAGGAGCUUGUGUGUUGACCAAGACGUUGACAUUCGCUGCCGCAUUCUCGGCGUUUGGAGAUCCGAUCCCUUGGCUUAUCGCCCUUGCGUUUUUCUUCGCCCGGGGAUUUAUUAAGACUGGGCUUGGAAACAGAAUUGCGUAUCAAUUUGUGUCAUUAUUUGGUAGUUCAUCGUUAGGGUUGGGGUAUAGUUUAGUUUUCAGUGAGGCCCUUUUGGCUCCGGCGAUACCUUCGGUGUCAGCUAGAGCUGGAGGCAUUUUUCUACCAUUGGUGAAGUCUUUGUGUCUGGCUUGUGGUAGUAAUGUUGGUGAUGGGACUGAGACCAAGUUGGGGUCGUGGUUGAUGUUGACUUGCUUUCAGACAUCGGUGAUUUCGUCGGCGAUGUUCUUGACGGGAAUGGCUGCCAAUCCAUUGAGCGCGAAUUUGACGGCGAAUACGAUAAAUAAGACAAUUGGGUGGAUGGAUUGGGCAAAGGCUGCAUUUGUGCCUGGUUUGGUGUCUUUGAUUGUGGUACCCUUGCUUUUGUAUGUGGUUUAUCCGCCGGAGGUGAAGAGCAGUCCGGAUGCCCCAAAGCUGGCCAGGGAGAGAUUGGAAAAAAUGGGGCCCAUGUCGAAGAACGAAAUUAUAAUGGCUGCAACUCUGCUUCUCACGUUACAGAAAGUAUUGUACUUCGAUUGUGGGUUGUCUCAUUCGGCUGAUAAGAUUAUGGUCAGCUAA